CGUCAUUUUCACGCAUUCACAAGGAGGGAAAGUGGGUGUGUGCGUGAGAGGAAGUAAUACUAUGUAAAAGACCAGCUUUUACGCACUGAGCGCUUGAUCAAAUACACACUCGUUCACGGAGAGUCUCGCGUGCGCACUACACACACACACGCACAGACUCACAUAACUACACAGACGCUGAAGGCGCAGUCGGAGAGUGAACCUGCGGGUUCAUGUCACUCUGAUUUCUCCAAGGAAGAGGAAUACUGAGGAACAAGAUCAGUGGGGGAAUAACAGCGACAGAGAUGGCUUUCGCGACCGUUUGGAACUACUGCGUCCCUCUCGCCUUCAUCACAGUCGCCUGCUUGGUGCGCACCGCUCGUUGUCAGGCGGUGCAGGCGGAGAAUGUGACAGUCCUGGAGGGGGGCACGGCUCAGAUCUCCUGCCGCCUGCAGAACUACGAUGGAUCAAUCGUGGUCAUCCAGAAUCCCCGCCGGCAGACUCUCUUCUUCAACGGCACGCGAGCCCUGAAGGAUGACCGUUUCCAGAUGGUGCUCUUCACGCCACGCCUGGUGCGCAUCACGUUGACCAAUGUCAGCGUUUCCGACGAGGGGGGCUACUUCUGCCAGCUCUACACGGAUGCCACGCACCACCAGGUGGCAACGCUUUCCGUUUCCGUUCCCCCUGAGACGCCCACGGUGGAGGUGAAGCAGGAGGCCGUGGAGGGUGGGGAGGUGGAGCUAUCCUGUGUGUCGCCGCGCAGCAAGCCGGCCGCCACUCUGCGCUGGAUUCGCAAUGGCCGGGAGAUUCCAGGUGUAGUGUCCCAGCAGGACAACCAAAAGACAUUUGCCGUGUCCAGCACCAUUAGGAUCCCGGUGGAAAGGAAAGACAACGGGGCUGCGCUGAGCUGUGAGGCGUUCCACCCCGCGCUGGGGGGGCAGAAGAGGAUUCGACACUACCGCCUGGAUGUGUAUUUUGCGCCCACAGUGAGAAUUGUUCCUCCUACGGGAAUCCUGCGAGAAGGUGACUCGCUCAGCCUCACCUGCUCCGUCACUGGGAACCCACUGCCAAGGAACACCCAGUGGUCAAAGAUUAAUGACACCUUACCUGAGAGGGCGGAGAUCUCUGGCCCCACCUUUCAGAUUUCCCGUCUCAGCCAAUCACAUAAUGGGACGUACCUGUGCCAGGCCCAGAACAACUACGGACGCGCUGCUGAUCAUUACACCCUACUUGUGUAUGAUAAUGUGUCAGUCACUACCAUGGCCCCUCCUCCUCCUCCUACCACCCAACAAAUCACCUCCCAUCCCACCACCCCAACCCGCCUAAUAACCAGAGCUGCCCCGGACCCAAAAGAUCCCGGUGCAGUGGUGGAGACCCACAGCGCAGUACCGUAUGCAGUGAUAGGUGGCGUUCUGGCACUGCUGGUGUUCACCGUCAUCUGCGUCCUCAUUGUCACCAUCUGGUGCUCUGUCCGACAGAAAGGUUCCUAUCUUACCCAUGAGGCCAGUGGGUUGGAUGAACACGGCGAGGUGCAGGAGGCCUUCCUCAAUGGGAACGACGCCAGCCAGGGCAAGAAGGAGUACCUACUGUAGCCCUUCUCUGUCCCUACCCCAACUACCCUCUCUAUCUUCCUUCUGACCUCAUUCCCUCUAUUUCCCUCUCCCCUGUCUCCCACCUAUAUACAGUAUACACACACACACAAACACACACCAACACUUCUAUACAAUGCGCCAUAGAAGGCAGCCUUCUGAAAACGACUGUAUACAGAUACCGCACACCGCCAGUCCAUCCCACCAGUUCAUUCCACUUCAUCUCACACACACACACACACACACACACACACACACACACAAACACACAAACACACACACAGAGACAGACUGAGAAAAAGAAAGCCUAUAGACCGACCAGCCAUUAACGUCUGUGCCAUAUAUACUGUUAGUCAGACAAACUGGGGAAAACAGAGAGUGACACAGAGAGAGAAGGUAGGAGGAGAGGCCGAGGUGAAUGCAGACAAAAAAAAUGAAAUGACGCCAUAAUUAUUUUGAUCGAGAGGGAAGCGAGGGAGCACAAAGAAAACAGGCACUCCGCCUGUGCAGCCGCCAAAGUGGAAGGGGAAUUAGAAGCAGAUGACUGCUAUAAUUCCACGCCUGGAGAAAACCAUCCAUUGCACAAAGCUCAGUCCUUAACAGGCGGAGGCAGAGGGAGCAGCAUGCAAGGGAGGGGAGGGGGAGCUGAUGAGUUGACCAAGAGCUAUUGAGCGCUGGAUGCUAGAAAAUUGAAUUUUUUUUAAAUUGCCAAAACAUCUUUCCAGCAGAGCCCGACUCAUAUUAAAUACUUUAACAACACAGGAGUGUGUUAGCGCUAAGUCCAGAGGAGUUAUCAGACUCUCUGGACAAACUAGCUCACUCUGUUUUGCAAUCCCUUCUCCUCCCUCUGUCAAUUAUUUCAGCAAAAAGAUCAGAUUUUUGCUCCUUUUUUGUGCACAUACUUCUAAUUUGGAGGUUUGCUCUCCUAUCUCUUUAAUUGACCCUCCUCCUCCUCUUCCUCCUUCCUCCCGGUUCACCUGUUACAUCCUCUCCCUUAAACCUCUCUUUCUCUCUGUCUUUCCCCCUCCCUCCCUCUCUCUAUCACUCCUCCUUUGUUGGCUCCUAAUAAUGAAAGGAUUAGUGUUGGGCUGCGUUCCUGACAACGAAGAAAUUAAUAUGACUUGCCGAGGCAUUAAAGAAAAGCUUAAUUAUUUUAGAAUGUCAUUAAAAGGAUCAAAAGGUUUAAAAGUCUUCAUAAGAAGGGCAAGAGGAGUGAUAGUGAAAAAAAAGGGAGUGAGUGAGUGAGUUAAGAAGACGGAUGGAUAUUUUUUCUGAAUGCUACCACACAUAUGCAGAUACAUGCACACAUUCAUUCGUACAGUACACAUGUCCACAGAACAAGUAUACAUAUCUCUGAAGUCCUUAUUUGUAUAAAAAAUGAACAGCAUCAUAAAUUAAAGGAAACUUUUAAGAAAUAUGAAAACAGUUUACUAUUGAUUAUUGAAACACGUUAUGAAACAAAUAUACUAACACAGAAUAUUAGCCUAUAGAGGCGCAAAGCCGAACAAACUACUGUCCAGUGAUCUUUAAAGAAAAAAGAAGAAAAGAAUAAAAAAAAUCAUUUGUCUUUAUGAGAAACCAGAGGUCUUAUUGAUUUUUUAUUAAUUAUUAUUAUUAUUUGAACAAUUAUGAUUGUUGUUAAUGUUAUUAUUAUUAUUGCCGUUGUUAUUAUUAAAAAUUGUAAAUGUUAAAGAAAUGUACACUUCCCAUGGUUUGUUUUUGGUUCUAUUGUAGAGAAAUUGCUGUCUUUUUUCACUCUUACCUUUCCUCGCUUUUCCUCUCUAUCUUUCUCUCUCUUCGUCUCCUGUGCCUAGUCGUCUCUUCUCCUGUCUUUCACUCUUGUUUAUUUUAGAGUCCAUGUGUCAUUGUUGAUAUAUAGCUAACUAUUUCUUUAUAGGGGAAAGAUACAAAGCACGACAAAAUAAAAAAGAAUCCAAAAAUAA
Molecule: messenger RNA, 3511 nt
Organism: Notolabrus celidotus (New Zealand spotty)
Lineage: Eukaryota; Metazoa; Chordata; Actinopteri; Labriformes; Labridae
Gene: cadm4
Product: cell adhesion molecule 4
Exons: 9
Coding region: 285-1571 (428 amino acids)
Biological process (GO): regulation of wound healing; negative regulation of peptidyl-tyrosine phosphorylation; regulation of Rac protein signal transduction
Cellular component (GO): cell-cell contact zone
Molecular function (GO): vascular endothelial growth factor receptor 2 binding
Source: RefSeq, a predicted model, not a curated record